Batrachochytrium dendrobatidis JAM81 is the source of this 885-nucleotide messenger RNA. RefSeq lists its product as uncharacterized. The record is from RefSeq and is a predicted model, not a curated record. Bases 1 to 885 code for a protein of 294 amino acids. The transcript is spliced from 2 exons. NCBI's taxonomy places the organism in Eukaryota, Fungi, Chytridiomycota, Chytridiomycetes, Rhizophydiales.
AUGUCAGCUCAGUUGCAUAGAGUCUUGGCUUGUACUGAUUUCCUAGAUUGUGGCUCACUGACCCUUUUGGGGGUAAAUAAGGGUGGGAAGCUACAUAUUCAACUCUUCUCGACAGUCAUUCCCAGUGUAACUACAAGUACCGAGUUUAACCCCUCUGAAACUCCCAAUACAAGCGGCGCAGGCUUGAGUAGUCUUGAUUUACUUUCAGAUGGCAUGGAGAAUUUGCUUGAAAGUUACUCAAAAAAACAACAUGGUUUUGAUGAACAUGGAGAAAAAUGCAAAUUGAUAAAGCUUCAACUUGAGGAUCAACGGCAGUUGAUAAAGGAUCUCAAGAAAAGAAUCGACGAUUUGAAAAGUGCACUUUUGAAAAGCAAUGGCAAUCCAAAUUAUAAUCGUCAAGUUCAAGAACUCGAGCUUGAGCUUGGAAAACAGCAUUCCAAACUUGAAGAUCUUGAAAAGAGUCAUGAGGAAUGCAAUAUUGAUAGUGGUCGUCUUAAUUUUGAACUAGAGCUUAUCAAAAUAAGUCUUGUGGAGUGCUUUUCCGGAAAACCUUUCAAUUUUAGAUCACUCAAUGAGCAACUUUUGCUUAUCCUCUCACACUCCCUCGUUAAGGAAUAUCUCUACAAAUUAGAAUCCAUCGAUAAACUAUCAUCAGGUUGUAAGGAGUGUUCUCGUAAAAAAUUCCAGAAUAAACCACAACGAAAACUUAAAAAACUUCAAAAACUUAGUGCCCAACAAAACCGUCAAUCUUCAUCACAUAGCAAUACAAUUCCUAAACAUUCGCAGCAGUCACAAAUACCGUCCAAAGUUCGUCCCACUCAAACCUCCUUCAAUUCACAGGGAACUUUUAAAUUUAUGAAUAGGCUUAAAUCAUUUUUUAAAUGA